Triticum aestivum (bread wheat) is the source of this 921-nucleotide messenger RNA. RefSeq names its product membrane protein PM19L. The transcript is spliced from 4 exons. The coding region runs from base 112 to 582 and encodes 156 amino acids. The record is from RefSeq and is a predicted model, not a curated record. Lineage: Eukaryota; Viridiplantae; Streptophyta; Magnoliopsida; Poales; Poaceae.
GCUGCCGAUACAAUCCUUAAGCCGCCUGAAAUACUAAUACUGACUGGUAGAAGAAGAGGUAGAGCCCAGCCUCUGAUCGGUCGAAGCGUUCGCAGCUAGGAGCUCGCACACAUGGCGAACGAGGGGCUGAAGCCGGUGGCCGGCCUCCUCCUGAUGCUCAACUUCUGCAUGUACCUCAUCGUCGCCGCGGUCGGGGGCUGGGCCAUCAACUUCGCCAUCAACAACGGCUUCUUCAUAGGUUCCGGGCUGGAGCUGCCGUCGCACUUCUCUCCGAUCUACUUCCCGAUAGGGAACGCGGCGACCGGGUUCUUCGUCAUCUUCGCCGUGAUCGCCAGCGUGGUCGGCAUGGGGGCGGCGCUUGCCGGAUUCCACCAUGUCCGGGCGUGGAGCCACGAGAGCCUGCCGGCGGCAGCCUCCUCUGCGUUCAUCGCCUGGAUGCUCACGCUGCUUGCCAUGGGAUUGGCAGUCAAGGAGAUUGACCUGAACGGCAGGAAUGCUAGACUGAUAACCAUGGAGGCUUUCACCAUCAUACUGUCGGGGACGCAGCUCUUCUACAUACUCGCUAUACACGGAGGGAGGUGAAGGGCCAGCUCAAGUGGGCAAGAGAUCGACUACCGAUGGAAUAUUAGCUUCCAAGCGUGAUGAUUCAAGGCCGAUAUAUCAACUACAACUAGGCGAGCAUUGGUUCACGGCCGGGUUGCAUGUAUACAUCUUUGAUGUGGUGUUCAAAAAUUGUGUAUCGUGUGUUUAUUGCUGAGGCGGAAAUGCACUUGUGCAUGUGUGAGUGUGUGUGUGUGUAUGUACGUUGUGUGCGUUAGCGUUAGAUGCGUGUUCAGAUUUCCGCGUGAUUUGUUGAUUGGAAACCAUAUAUGAAGCUAUUGUAUUCAUUUGAUUUGAGUAUAUCAUCUUUUUUACGGAAAA